Tetrapisispora phaffii CBS 4417 is the source of this 1605-nucleotide messenger RNA. It is a transcript of the gene ATF2, whose product is annotated as alcohol O-acetyltransferase. The transcript has a single exon. Lineage: Eukaryota; Fungi; Ascomycota; Saccharomycetes; Saccharomycetales; Saccharomycetaceae. The record is from RefSeq and is a predicted model, not a curated record. Bases 1 to 1605 code for a protein of 534 amino acids. Gene Ontology annotation, molecular function: N-acetyltransferase activity.
AUGAGUUUGGAAGCUUUGUCAUUUGAUGAGUACAAACCGUACAUUACUGAAGAAUUGAUUGAGAGAGGACAUGCCAGACGUAUGGGCCAUUUACAAGAUUAUUUUGCAAUUAUACAAAGACAAAAGCUUUACAAUAAUUUCAAUAUUUAUUGUGAGCUAAAUGAGAAAGUCAAUAAAGUUCAAUUGAGCCAUGCUUUUAGAGAAAUGUUUUUGCAAUAUCCAGCUUUAAUUGAAUAUAUUGUACCAAAAUUUUAUCCAAAGCACGAAGCAUAUUAUAGAAGUGAAGAAUAUUUGAGCAAACCUUGUCCAAUUCAUGAUUACAUUAGAGUUCUUAACGAAGUUAACAUCAAUGAUAUUAUUAUGAAUGAACAAGAUGAAUACAAGUCAAUUACUACUAAAAUAAGUGAUAUUUUUGUAAAAAACGAUUAUAAAUUUUCAAAUGAAAUUUCAGAAAUGGUAAGCACAAUUAAAAUCGCUAUCUGUGAUCCUAAGAAACCUAACUGGAGAAUCAUUUGUUUACCAUCUAAAACUAGUUCUACAGAGUGGAAAGAUUUUAUUCUUGUCUCGAACCAUUUUGAUAGUGACGGUACUAGUGCUGUUAAUUUUUUUGAAGAUUUAACUAAUAUUUUAAGCAAACAAGCUAAUGUGGAAAAUGAUACUAUCGUCAUUGGAAAUGAUAUUAACAUUAUCAAUUAUUCCAAGGAUUAUAAGUUAAUUAGCAAAUUACCUAUUCCGAUUACUGAAAGAAUUAGUUAUACACCAACAUUGUCUUCUAUUCCAAAGUUUAUUGUCGGGAAUAUUUGUAAAACUAAAUUGCAAUACACUUCUGAUGGAGGUGAUACUCCUGCUGAGUUUGUGUCGGAAGAUCCAUUAACUUAUGAUUACUUGAUCAAUUUUUCCAGUGAGGAAGUUGCUAAAAUGAAGAAGACAAUAAAGAAUUGUUUGUAUAAUUCAGUUACAUUGACUCCAUUUAUCCAAGCAUGUUUCUUUGUUGCCAUGUAUAAAUACAACAAAAUUUUAAAUUUAAAUAACUGGUGGCAAUGGGGUGUUGAUUGUGCACUGGCUACCAAUGCUAGAAGAUUAUUGCCUGACGAUCCUGAAACCAGGGAUUUGUAUAGAUACGGUUCUAAUGUUGGUGGUACACACUAUUUCAAUUUAAUUUCUCAAUUCAAUAUCAAUGAAUUUGAAUACGAUAAAUUCUUCAAAUUGGUUGACUACUACCAUAAGAAUUAUCAAAAUUCCUACCGCAAUGGAGACGAAUUAGUUGGUUUUGGUGUCUUAUUCAGUGAUUUGAUCAUUAAUAACACUAAUAUGGAUAAAACAAUCAAAGAUGAUUACACUAACCAUAAACGUGGAGGUUUGUUGUUUAGUAACGUUGGCUAUCGUAAUGAAGAUUUGACUAAGAAAGUUCAUGUUAAUAAUAUUAUUUUUUCACAAUCGCCUGGAUGUAUGAAAUUUACAUUUGGAUUAAAUUUGAUCUCGACAGACAAGUGUGGUAUGAAUAUCUUAAUGAAUGGUGUUAGAGGGAGUGUUAAGUCAAGAGAAAACUUUGAAGAUUUCUGUAGAUUUUUCAGAAAGACUGUUGAAAACUUCGCAAAGUUAUAG